Molecule: messenger RNA, 2380 nt
Organism: Orussus abietinus
Lineage: Eukaryota; Metazoa; Arthropoda; Insecta; Hymenoptera; Orussidae
Gene: Oda
Product: ornithine decarboxylase antizyme 1
Exons: 3
Biological process (GO): positive regulation of protein catabolic process
Cellular component (GO): nucleus; cytoplasm
Molecular function (GO): ornithine decarboxylase inhibitor activity
Source: RefSeq, a predicted model, not a curated record
CGCUGGGCGUGGGGCCUCUGUGGUGGUCCUGAUGUGCCCCAUGCCGCAUUGUCUGUAUCCACAGUCAACACAGAGAGCCGCGGCGUGGGGAUCAAGCAGAGUCAGCUCUCUGUGAGCUCCCGCAUUGUGCAAGAGGAUGACUUGUUGAAAGCCGUCAAAGACAACGAAUCGCUGCGCCUGACGUUCUCCCUCCACCUGACGGAGAGCACCUCCGUCGAAUGGGAGACCGUCGUAUGGCGAGGCUGCCUCUAUAUCAGGGUACCGAGCUGCCUCCUGCCGGAGGGAUCCAAGGAGGGAUUCGUCUCUCUCCUGGAGUACGCCGAGGAGGUGCUGCACUGCACCAACAUCGUCGUGUGCCUCCGCAAGGAGCGCACCGAUAGAGCCAUGCUGGUGCGCACCUUCAUGUUCUUGGGCUUCUCGGUCCUUCCACCGACCCAUGCCCUGGUCCCGCCCGGCAGCGACGCCGGCAACCUCUACAUGCUCUACGCCAUCGAGUAGUCCACCUACGAUUCGUUUCUCUUAAGUUUGACGCAGCGACGCGCACCUUGUACACCCGGUCGAACUCUAGGAGCUCUACCCUCUCGGGAAACGAGGAAGUCGGAGCUUCGAUCGGGUCUCGAUCGGUUUUAGAAUCACUUUAUUUCGCUGUGCGUGCCAUUGUGCUGCGGUCCCCCUCGUGUCCCUCGGGAACCGCUAAACAGCGAUCUUUUCUUUAUACUUCAAACCCUUACCUCAAAAUUCUACUCCUGGGUUUCUUCCGCCCGUUCGAUCAAUGGGGGAUGUUAUUCUAAUUGCGGGUUUAUUUGUUAGUCGCUGCGUAAAGCUGGAGGGAACGUUUAAACGGUUUCCGGAUCGCGAACGGAAACGAUAGUCAGGUUCGUAGAACUCCGUACGUAACGAAGGCUUUCAACAAAUCAAAUGGGACAUCCUCUUGAAUAUGUCAUUCUGAGACUAACAAGAUCGAGUUUGAAGACGCGCUCGCUAUGAUUCUCGCGUUAUCGUGGAAGGUAAAGGAAUUUAUUAUCGACAAAGCUCGGUGUUAAUUGUGGCAGGUUGGGUAUUACCGUGGUCGUAAGUCGUGUUAAUCGCAUGGUGAUAUGUGUAGGUACUCUUUACUUAAUGUUAGUUAUUAACGACAGUUGGCACGAUCGUUUACACCUUUGAGGAGUCGGUACUUGGUAUUUCUCCGAGACUUUGUACAAUUAUUCGCAGCCCCAGCCGCUUUCUGCUGUGUCUAUUUUUUUUUUUUUUCCUUUGUCUUAUGUGCACGGAUUUGUCACGUUAGAUUAACGAUAUAUCCUGAUUAUCAUUCCGAAGUGUGGAUUUCGAUUAAGCCUUUUCGAGCCUUUACACGAGUCGCGUUGUAAAAUAGAAAAAAAAAAACCUCGCAAAACGGCGACCAUUUAAUAUCACGUUAUGAAAAUUCAUGGCCGAUUCGUAAAUUUUUUUUUUUUGCUUCAAAUCGCGGUAUGAUACACCUUCACGUGGACUGCGGUGAUAAGUGAAUUAAUUUCCUACGAAAUUAACAUUUUUCUUAGCAUUGUACGAAGAUCUCGUUAAAUGCGGUAUUAUUUCCAUUUUUAUUUUAUUUUUUUUUUAAUGAAAAUGCAAGCUUGACGUCAUAACGUCCGAAACGGUAGAAAUUGUAACUCGUGGCACAGUAUUCCCGGGAUUAACAUCUUUUUGUACAAUUUCCAUUUAACCCUAGGUACUUUAUCGGGGUCCGUCGAUACUGUCGUUGUUAUUACUUAUCCUUGUUAAUAUUACCAUAAUUUUUUCCUUAUUACUUUACGAAUAUACGUAUAAUUAUAAAUAACAUUGUCGUCAGGGUGUAGCCUAAGUAUGGAUUUUAGUUGUCCCUUUGGUUAUAUUUCUAGAGUUAGGUGUUAAGAUUAUUAAUGGUAAUUCCCAAUCGAUUAACAUUGAAGAGUUCUUGCUAAUAAAUGCGUUCUUUAGGGUUGACUUGGUAACAGACGCCAUGGGGAUAUGUAAUGAAAAAGUCACGAAAAAAACGUAAAACUAAACAAUGGAAAAUACAAAAAAAAAAUGAUGAGAUGCAGUAGUCCGUUAGGUGUAUAAGUAGUAGUAAGCGAAGUGGACCCAUCGCACUUUCAGUUUAUGCGAUCGAUGUUCUAUUUUGUCCUGACAUUUAUUCAUCGUGUAUGAUAUAAAUGAAAGAAAGCAGGUGGUAUUCGGUACACAUUGGCCGAACUCUUAAAUCGAGUGAACGGCGAAUUUUUCUUUAUGUCUCGGUCCGUGGUUUUUAGUAUUAUACGAAAUACACAUACACACACACUUACAUGGAAGAUCCUACUGUAUGCUACAUUUAUUAUUCGUACAUGAAGGCGUAAUUGCUAAAUAAUAAAGAAAAAAAAAAAAA